Pieris macdunnoughi is the source of this 1524-nucleotide messenger RNA. The record is from the annotation of a GenBank genome assembly. NCBI's taxonomy places the organism in Eukaryota, Metazoa, Arthropoda, Insecta, Lepidoptera, Pieridae.
AUGACCGGCGGGGCGCGCCGCGCGCUGCCGGCGGCGCCCGGCGCCCUGCUGCUGCUGCUGGCGCUGCUCUGGCCGCUAGGGGUAUUCGGUGGAUACCACGAAAAGCGGCUACUGCAUCAUCUCCUGGACCACUAUAACGUGUUGGAGCGACCUGUGGUCAAUGAAAGCGAUCCUCUCCAACUGUCUUUUGGCCUCACACUCAUGCAGAUCAUUGACGUGGAUGAAAAAAACCAAUUAUUAAUCACCAACAUUUGGCUAAAACUCGAAUGGAAUGAUAUGAACGUGAGGUGGAAUACUUCUGAUUUUGGAGGUGUCAAAGACUUAAGAGUUCCGCCACACAGAUUAUGGAAACCAGACGUCCUUAUGUACAAUAGUGCCGAUGAAGGUUUCGACAGCACAUAUCCGACCAAUGUUGUAGUACGAAACAAUGGAUCAUGCCUCUACGUUCCGCCGGGUAUUUUUAAGAGUACGUGUAAGAUUGACAUCACCUGGUUUCCUUUUGAUGAUCAGCGUUGCGAAAUGAAGUUCGGGAGCUGGACGUACGAUGGUUAUCAAUUGGAUCUACAGCUACAAGACGAAGCGGGGGGUGAUAUCAGCAGUUUUGUUACUAACGGAGAGUGGGAACUUAUAGGGGUACCAGGCAAAAGAAAUGAGAUCUAUUACAACUGCUGUCCGGAACCAUACAUCGAUAUAACCUUCGCUGUAGUUAUACGGCGGAAAACGCUUUACUACUUUUUCAACUUAAUCGUUCCGUGCGUGCUAAUCGCCUCUAUGGCUUUACUGGGUUUCACCUUACCACCUGACUCUGGGGAAAAGCUGUCAUUAGGUGUGACAAUUCUGUUGUCUCUAACCGUGUUCCUGAACAUGGUAGCAGAGACAAUGCCAGCCACGUCGGACGCAGUCCCACUUUUGGGCACCUACUUUAACUGCAUCAUGUUCAUGGUGGCUUCUUCUGUGGUCUCUACUAUACUUAUAUUGAACUACCAUCACCGGCAUGCCGACACGCAUGAAAUGAGCGAUUGGAUUCGCUGCGUGUUCCUAUACUGGCUGCCGUGGAUCUUGCGCAUGUCUCGGCCCGGAUCGGCAACCACGCCGCCACCGGCCCGCGCUCCACCUCCGCCGGACCUGGAACUACGCGAGCGAUCCUCUAAAUCGCUCCUUGCUAACGUCCUCGACAUCGAUGACGACUUCCGGCACGCGCAUGCGCAGCAGCCGCCCUGCUGCCGAUACUACAGGUCCCUCGACGAUCUACACGAACACUACUCGCCGAGCGGAGAAGAAAACGGGGCAGGUCUUGCUGCACAUAGCUGCUUUGGUGUCGACUAUGAGCUCUCCCUUAUACUUAAGGAGCUUCGAGUCAUCACAGACCAGAUGCGCAAAGACGACGAGGACGCGGACAUUUCGCGCGACUGGAAAUUUGCCGCCAUGGUCGUGGACAGACUGUGCCUUAUUAUCUUUACCCUGUUCACAAUCAUCGCCACGCUAGCCGUGCUGCUGUCCGCACCGCACAUCAUGGUGUCGUAG